Molecule: messenger RNA, 4968 nt
Organism: Pseudophryne corroboree (corroboree frog)
Lineage: Eukaryota; Metazoa; Chordata; Amphibia; Anura; Myobatrachidae
Gene: ANKRD34A
Product: ankyrin repeat domain 34A
Exons: 2
Coding region: 555-2180 (541 amino acids)
Molecular function (GO): protein binding
Source: RefSeq, a predicted model, not a curated record
UGUUAUGCCUCGGUGUAUUUUAAUGGAAUAUCUACUUCUGCUGUAUGGGAAAGCAGCUAAAAAUAGCAUCUGUGGGUCUCUCAGGGGCUGUUCAUUCUGUGACAGUGACUUGCAGGCACCAGAUCUGUAUGCAGGGCUGCAACAGGGGGGGGAAACCACAGGAUUAUUCUCAGUGACACAACCAUACACUGGAUUUCUUUAAAGCAAUAUAUAAUAUAUUUAAAGCCUUCGGAUUUUUCUUUCUUUCUUUUAAAUUGGGGAAAAAUUAGCUAAAAAUAGAAGAUUUUUUUUUUCUAUUCUUCUACAGAGGGAAGUCUAUUUUUUUUCUCUCUCUCUCUCUCUUCCAGACAUGAAUUUACUGUGGGAAUAUACAGGGAUCUUUCCAACCCAAGGAGGUGCACGGGGCAAUCCGAAGGUCCUCACAAGCUUUCAUCCAGCAGGGAGAGAAGCUUACCAGGAAGAAUACCUGCUUGCGGGAUGUGCCUAUCCAAAACGCCAUAGUGCUUCCGUCUUAGCUUAGCAGACAAUCCAUCUGUCCCUGGAGCACGCUACCAAUGAGAGACUCUACCAUGUUGCAUACAGAGGGGAGUGCCUUACUGAAGGCGGUGUGGCAGGGAAAAUUUAGACUGACGCGCCUCUUGCUGGAGGGAGGAGCUUACAUCAAUGAAGGCAAUUCCCAAGGUGAAACCCCAUUGAUGGCAGCCUGCUUAGCCAAAUAUGAUGACCCCCAGAACAAGUCCAGGAUGGUCAAAUACCUUCUGGAAAACGGGGCUGACCCUAAUAUGCCGGACAAGAUGGGUAAAACGGCUUUAAUGCACGCUUGCUGCAAUCUGACCGGGGCCAGCGUGGUGUCAGUGUUGCUGGAGCAUGGCUCGGACCCCAGUAUGAAGGACUACUCAGGCACAUCUGCUCUUAUGUAUGCGAUUAACAAGGGUGACCGAGACACCCUAAGGGUCCUCUUGGAUGCUUGCAAAGCUAGAGGCAAAGAGGUCAUCAUCAUCACCACUGAUACUUCUCCUUCUGGGACCAAAAAGACAAAGCAGUAUCUCAACUCACCUCCCUCUCCGGGAAUCGAUGAAAAACAAUCACCAGCGAUCUGCAUGUCACCCUCGGACAUUGACCUAAAAACAUCCCUGUCUCCGGCAAGUGAGAAAGAAGAAGCGCGAGAUGUCUUCAACUUUAACAUGGGUUCCAGGCUUACUUGCCCUACAUCCAGCAAAUUAGAAGUUAAAACCUCCGACCACAUACCUAUAAAAGGUAGGAUAGUGAACAAGAAGCAAUUGAAGAGACUAAACUCAGAACCUUGGGGCUUGGUGGCUCCAUCUGUCCUGGCUGCGUCUCACCUUGCUGUACCCACAGAGAAACCUACUCUUGUAGAAUCUGAAGAAAAUCUAAUUGCAGACGUAAACAACUUGUCAAUUAAAAAAAGACCCUUGCUCUCUAGACGUCAUAGCAUAGAGGGUCAAGAUUCAUCUUGCUUUAAAACUGGAGAGCAGUCUUCUGAGGAAGAUCCCACAGGACCAGAUUCUUCAUGGGCUGACAAAGUCCUGUUUAGCCACCUCCACCAACCACUGUCACGGCGCAACACAGCACCCGAGGCUCAGGAAACAUCCAGUGCCACCUUGGCUCCAACCAUUGGGGCUAAUUUACGAGCGGUUCCCCAUCACAAACUGACACGUAUGGAACAUUAUGAAUCAGAUUCCCAUCUGUGCCCUGAUUCUAUUCCAGGUUCCCCAGACUCUGGGCGUGUGUCCUUGGAAAGGAGGAAAUAUAAUGCUUCUCCAUUAACACUUUUCACUAGUUCCUCACGGGAAUCACUGGAGAGUAUUCCCAGUGCUGUCUCUCCGAUGUCUGUCCGUCGUAGGACCCCCGGGCUGCUGGAAAGGCGAGGAUCUGGGACUCUACUUUUGGAUCACAUAUCUCACACCAGACCAGGUUUCUUACCACCACUGAACGUCAACCUCAAUCCUCCAAUCCCAGACAUCAGAGCGAAUGGAAAAGCUCCUUCACCAGUUCAUGGCAGCCAGAAGACCCUCAUUCCUGUGGCCCCAACCUCUCCCAAACACUUUGACGCCAAAGCCAAGAAGAAGCUGAUAAGAAGGCAUUCUAUGCAAACAGAACAGAUCAAACAACUGGCCAGCUUUCAGAAUCUCUUUACUCAAAACGAGUCCUCCAACUAAGGGUCCACUAAGAGGAAAGGAAAGAAGCUCUAACAUGAGGAAUAUAAUAUCUUGUAAUAGUCUCAAGUUCAUAUGUAAUUGCUCCUAUACCUUGUUAGUGGCUCACCAUGGUGUCCUUCCGUAGAUUUGUGUACAAUAAGUAUGGAUAAACAGGAAAUGAUGCUUCCACUGCAAUCACAGCCUAUUUCCAAAACCUAUCUAGGAUCUGAAGAGGUUUAUGAAGUCUUUGCAUAUAUGUGUGAAUGUAACUAGUAGAACUGUGAAAGUCGGCGUCUUCAAAUUUACAUGCUUAGCGGCCAUUUAGGUUUAAGAAACCUGAAAACUUCCCUGGGAACCAAAUGACUUCCUGUCUGUAAUUCAUUAUCUCAUUAGUUUAAGCUGACAAAUCUUAAAGUGAAUGGGAAACCAGCAAAAACAGAGAGAGAAAAAAACUACUCUUCCCCGUGGCGAGGGUACUGAAAGGGUGUAAAUUCUGCAAUAAGACAAUGGAUUGUUAGAAUCCAUGCAGUGUAAUAUUGUCAAUAUAUUUUACUUAUAAAAUAGAUGUCUUUUUUUUGCUACUGCUGGAGAAGUCAUUUGAACCAUAAUCGUGAUCUGCGACAUAUUUUAAGGUUUCAAACAGGGUCAAUCUGAGCUUUGAUUAAGAAAUACUGUUCUGUACCUGCUUAGACAUGAUGAACUGGUGCUGAUCAUUGGGUCUGAAAAUUACCUUCUGGCGCCAUCUUCUGGCAACCUGUGAGAAGAUACUUUUUUUUUUUUUAUCGCUACCAGGUUUUGUGUAUUAGUAGUAGCAGGGUGUGAAAGGUUCAUAUGAGAGAGAGAGAGAGAGAGAGAGAGAGAGAGAGAGAGAGAGAGAGAGCACUUAUAUAUAUUUGACAUAUCUACUAAGGCUUCUGCUUGGUAAAUAUCACCAAAUAAGAUUUUUUUAUUUAAAUGAAAGUAGAAAAUAGAGGAGUUUAUCCGUUUUUUUUUAACGAACUUUUGGUCCAGUGAAAACAUUCCUGACAAAGCACACACACAGAAAGUGUUUACAUUUCUUUCUGUAUAAUUAAUAACAUAUGAAUGUAACAGUAGAUACAUUAGAUUAGGCAAGGCUGCCAUCAGAAAUUGUGGGGCCCGGGACUGACAAAAUAGACAGAUCCCCUCCCUCCCCCCCCCCCCCCCAAAAAAAAAAGUCUGCCGCACUGCUCCACCCCUAUGUGAUGUCAUACAUUGUGACGUUACAUUUGGAUGAAGUUUUUCGGACCUACAGGAAUGGAUCACAGAGAGCUGGUGUGCAGAUGAGGCUUGUUUUAGGAAGUCCUCCCUGUGCAUCAGCCUACUGUUGAUUCACAGACUGGUGAAGCUCUACAGGUAUUGGCUGUAGGAGCCAUGGGUGGGCCCCCCUCUCUGUAAAGACCCGGGACACUGGUCCCCACAGUCCCCCCUGAUGCCUGCCCUGUGAUUAGGAGAUAUUUGCAACAUUAUGUUUAACUUACAGUAUUUUACAGCAGCACUUUGUCCUACAGUAUUUACCAGUGUGUGUGUUUAUAGAUGGGACAUUAAUUCACUGUCUAUGGUGCAGUACGAUGCAGCCACAUUAUUUAAUAAAAACUAAAAAAAAAACUGAGAAACUCUGCACUCAACUAGCACAUUCCAAACAGUAUUCUGUAUAGAGAUGGGAUAUUACUUCCACAUAUUGCAAUAUAUGUAAAGCUGGUCAACUGCAUCUAAGUCUUCCCGUCUGGCCAGUCCUGCACUGCCCCUUAUAAAUGUAAAUAUGACAAUUCCGCUGCUUCCUUCACACUAUUUAUUAGCAGUUACUUAUAUAGCGCCAACAUAUCGCGCUGUGCUUCACAAUUGGGAACAAAACAGUAAAAAAACAAGACUGGGUAAUAACAGACAGGCAUAAAGGUAAGAAGACCCUGCUCGCAAGCUCUCAAUCUGCACUAGAUAUGACACAGAUUUUAAACAAAAGCUAUACUGACACAAUGAAUACAGAGGGAUACACAGAUUUGAUUAUGUAAACACAUAUUUAAAUAUAUACACACACAAACAAGCAAACACACGCACACAUACACACACACAUGUAAAGGAUGGAGAAAACAUUUUUAGUGACGGAACCAAAAUGACUGAUUGCGUUUAAUGCUGCACUAGAGUUUUUGCACAGGUGCGAGCAUUAUGCCCAUUACUGUACCCAAAAUAUUGGUUCAGCCUAGAAUCAUUGCAUAAUCUAUGUAUUUGACAUGUUUCAGCCCUAUGAGAAUUAUUUUUUCAUUGUAAUUUCUGUAUGCUCAUUCCAAGAAAUUAAUCUAAUUAGGUUUCAAAGAAAGCAUUGUCCAGAUUCCAGAAUUAUCUGUUUUAAUGUCCAAUAUCUUAUUUUUUUAAAAUUUGUUUCACAGAGCCAAUGAUUUUAUGCAACAUUUUAAUUAAAAAGUUGUCAUUGUAAUCAGCAUACUGAUCAACUGAUGAACCACGGUCCCUCUCCAAGGAAUAUACCUAGUUGCUUUAAGCUGGUCAAAGCAUGCUUUAAUAUUUGGGUAAAAUAUUCCAGCUACAACCCAGUUCCAGAAGAUUACUAAGCUGGGUUCCAGCAUUCUGGCUACCCAGCAGGUCUAUUCACUCCUGCAUGAUUCCGGUGCCUGCCUAGCUAAUAAAAUACUGGCUCAGCAGCAUGGCCUGUCCCAGGUAGAUUACCUUUUGGGAUCUGGCUAUACUUAGGACAAAUCAAUCCUGAAAUGUGACUGGUCAUCUUUAACAAAGGAAAAGACCAGGGGCGUCUCUAGAGAGGAGGGGACCCAUGUGCAGA